Molecule: messenger RNA, 2394 nt
Organism: Closterium sp. Naga37s-1
Lineage: Eukaryota; Viridiplantae; Streptophyta; Zygnematophyceae; Desmidiales; Closteriaceae
Source: the annotation of a GenBank genome assembly
AUGGUCCAGGACGCAUUGACGCCUUUCUUCUCCCCGCUCCUCCUCUCCCACUCCUCCCCGCUCCUCCGGUUCCGCUCCUCCGUCCUCUCCUCCUCCACCUCUCCAUCCUCCGCCACUGCGCGCCAAGCCGCUUCAAACAGCACCGCCGGCACCGGAAAUGCCCCUUGCCCCGCACUUGACGCCGUAGCUGUAGCGCACGAUGCGGGAAGCGGGAGCGGCGGAGAUGGCGGAGAGACGAGCGGCGGAGAAGGCGGUUGGAAGAGCGGCGAGGAGGAACAGUGGAACGAAGCGCGUGACGUGCAGAAUCUGGCGCAAUUAUCGCGCUACACGGAGGCACUGGAAGCGAGGCGCAGGCGUAAUCAGUCAGACGUGGCUGUGGCGAGGGCGCUUGAGACGGAAGCGCGGCAGUGGAGGCAACGAACCUACCAGCAGCGAGGAUUCCUCUACGAGUUCAGCGCCUACCGCGUCAGCCCCUCUCGCUUCGUCGUACUCGCUAUAAGCGGCCUCAAUUUCACAUGGAUGACGGACGGGGAGGGCUGCAGAUGGGUGGGGCGAGACGGCAGCAGAGUGAACGGUUCAGUGUGGUACAGAGACUUCAUGGGCCCCAAAACUCAGACUGACUCGCUAGCAGCGUUCUGCCAGCUGUGGGGCAACACGUCCCGGGCAGGCGGCUACCUGGUGAUGACCAUGGAUGGCGUGGAAGCUGCCGUAUUCAAUGAACGCCCGGGGCAGCCUCUGGAACCACCACCGGACGCCUCCCUCCCAGUCCACCUCACGUGGUGCUCACAGCCGCUCUACGGCACGUUGGACGCGGGCAUGGUGUGGACCUGGGCGGAGUACCACCGCGUGCACGCCAACGUCUCCCGCUUCAUAUUCUACGACAUGGCUGCGUGGACUCCCGCCCUCACGGCGCUCUUCACGCCGUACUUUGCUGCGGGUGUUGCUGCUGUUACGGACAUGUCGGCAGGGCGGCGGUUUGGGUUUCGUGCAGGAGUGGAGUUGCUCUACUUUACUACCAAGCACCAGACCCUAGCCAGCAACGACUGCAUAUACCGAUCGCUCCUCACCUCGCGCUGGGUGAUCCUCCACGACACAGACGAGUUCCUCGCGCCCGUCCCCCCGCACUCCCUGCCCUCGCUGCUCGCCACGCACGCCCACGCCCCCUGGCUCUCACAUGGUGCUUUCGCCGUCGAGCCCUCUGUCUGCCAAGGGGAAGGGGGGGAGGACGCACCCGCACCUGCUGAGGCUGCUACGGUGGUGCCUGCUGACUCUGGUGGUGUUGUGGGUGGUGGGUCUGCUGCAGUGGAGGCUGCUGGUGGUGGUGCCCGGGGGGCUGGAGCGGCAGUGAACGCCAGAAGUAGGCACGCAGAGACAGCACUGGGAACAGCAGGGAACGGCACGGAGGGUGCUGAGAUGCAGUGGGAUGAAGCUGCAGGGACGGAGGCAAAGAGACGUGCCGUGCAGCUGCUAUCGCGAAUGGUGUUCCGGCACCCAGACGUGUGGUGCUUGCGCGACAGGGCGGAGGGGCAGCGGAUUGACUCAGAGCGGUGUGAGGACUGGCGGGGCCACCGGAAACUGAUUGUCAACCCGCGCAAGGUGAGACGGCCUCUCACCCUCCUAGCAGGUGCUGCGUGGUGCUGCGUGGUGCUGCGUGGUGCUGCGUGGUGCUGCGUGGUGCUGCGUGGUGCUGCGUGGUGCUGCGUGGUGCUGCGUGGUGCUGCGUGGUGCUGCGUGGUGCUGCAUGGUGCUGCGUUGUGCUGCGUUGUGCUGCGUGGUGCUGCGUGGUGCUGCGUUGUGCUGCGUUGUGCUGCGUGGUGCUGCGUGGUGCUGCGUGGUGCUGCGUGGUGCUGCGUGGUGCUGCGUGGUGCUGCGUGGUGCUGCGUUGUGCUGCGUUGUGCUGCGUGGUGCUGCGUGGUGGAGGUUAUGUCUAUCCACAUCGCACGGGAGCCACAGAAGGGCGGAGUAGUGCUGAACGCAGCAACGGAGCUACGGCAUUUCCAUUUGUCUGGAGUGGUCAACCCGGACGAGUGGAACCGCACGUACUACCCGAAGGAGGCGAACCAUCUGAACGUGGAGAAGCAGUGGUACAUCGUCGACGCCACCGACAAGCGCCUGGGCCGCCUCGCCUCCACCAUCGCGAACCAUAUCCGUGGCAAGGACCAGCCCACGUACACGCCGUCCGUCGACAUGGGCGCGUACGUCAUCGUGAUGAGUGUGAACGCGGAGAAGGUGGCGGUGACGGGCAAGAAGCGCGCGCAGAAGAUUUACCGGCAGCACUCGGGGCGGCCGGGCGGGAUGACGGAGGAGACAUUCCACCAGGUGCAGGCGCGCAUCCCCGAGCGCAUCGUCGAGCACGCCGUGCGGGGCAUGCUGCCCAAGGGCCGGGUGAGCUGA